AUGGUCAUCACUAGCUUUGCCGACAAGUCUGGCAGCUUUAACAGACAAGUCAGCUCUUUCCGAGACGUCAUUGAACCGGGAGGAAAGUUUGGGCCCGAGAAAGGACGCUACCACCUCUAUGUCAGCUUGGCAUGCCCUUGGGCCCAUCGUACAUUGAUCGUCAGGAAGCUGAAGGGUCUUGAGGACUACUUUGAGGCAGAUGUGUCGGUCGUCCACCCCCACAUGCUCGAGAAAGGCUGGCAAUUUGUCCCCAAGGACCUUGCCGACGCCAAACCUGCCCCCGCCUCCGAGCACAACAACGAAACCUUCCCCAACGCAACCGUCGACCACCUCUACGGCUCUUCCCACAUCCGGGAUCUCUACUUCAAGGCCGACCCCGAGUACUCUGCGCGAUUCACGGUACCCAUCAUUUGGGACAAGCGAGAAAAGACGAUUGUCAGCAACGAGUCGAGCGAGAUCAUCAGGUUCCUCAAUACGGCCUUCAACGCGGCAUUGCCCAAGGACAAGGCGGAGAUUGAUAUCUAUCCUGAGGAGCUGAAGAAGGAGAUUGACGAGCUCAAUGAGUGGGUGUACAAUGACAUCAACAACGGUGUCUACAAGAGCGGUUUCGCUACUACACAGGAAGCCUAUGAGAAGGCGGUCAAGCCUUUGGCCAGCUCUCUUGAUAGGGUCGAGAAGAUCUUGAGCGACGGACGAGAAUUCUUGAUCGGCGGUAAGUUGACUGAAGCCGAUAUCAGACUCUUCACUACGAUCAUCCGAUACGACCCUGUCUACUAUGUCCACUUCAAGUGCAACUUUGGUUCCAUCCGACACGACUAUCCUUACUUGCACAAGUGGCUUCAGAAGCUGUACUGGAACAGCCCCGCUUUCAAGGACACCACCGACUUUGACCACAUCAAAGAACACUACUACUACUCGCAUAUCAACAUCAACCCUAACAGGAUCGUUCCUUUCGGCCCCAACGUCGAUAUUGAGCCUUUGAAGUAG
Messenger RNA from Cryptococcus wingfieldii CBS 7118, 987 nucleotides. Its product is annotated as glutathione S-transferase Gst3. The coding region runs from base 1 to 987 and encodes 328 amino acids. The record is from RefSeq and is a predicted model, not a curated record. The transcript is spliced from 7 exons. Gene Ontology annotation, cellular component: cytoplasm. Gene Ontology annotation, molecular function: glutathione transferase activity. Lineage: Eukaryota; Fungi; Basidiomycota; Tremellomycetes; Tremellales; Cryptococcaceae.